Messenger RNA from Rotaria sp. Silwood2, 1881 nucleotides. Lineage: Eukaryota; Metazoa; Rotifera; Eurotatoria; Philodinida; Philodinidae. The record is from the annotation of a GenBank genome assembly.
AUGCCACCUAUAAAAGACGGAGAAGAAAAUAAUAUUGGCAAUAUUGUUGAAAAAUAUAUUAAUGAAAAUGAUGUUAUGAUUUUUUCAAAAUCUUGGUGUCCAUAUUGUAAAAAGAUAAAAGAAGCAUUAACAUCUGCUAAUAUUCAAUUUAAUUCAAUUGAAUUAGAUCAAAUCGAUCAAGGUCAACUUAUCCUAAAUGAAUUAAUUAACAAAACACAACAAGAAACUGUUCCCAAUAUAUUUAUUAAACAACAACAUAUUGGUGGUUGUGAUAAGACUCUUGAAGCAAUGAAAACUGGUCGAGUUGCUACUCUUCUUAAUCCAACAGAAUCGAAAUUCGAAUCUGAACAAAUAAAUGAUGAUGAUUUAGAUUCGUAUGAUUAUGAUUUAAUUGUUAUUGGAGGAGGUUCAGGUGGACUUGCAUGUUCAAAAGAAGCUCGAUCAUUUGAUAAAAAAGUAUGUGUACUUGAUUUUGUUAAACCAACACCAAUAGGAACAACUUGGGGACUUGGUGGAACAUGUGUUAAUGUUGGUUGUAUACCAAAAAAAUUAAUGCAUCAAGCAUCAUUAAUUGGUGAAUAUGCUAAGGAUUCAAUUGAUUAUGGUUGGUCACAAGUUGAACAAGAUCAUCAACAUAAUUGGUCAAAAAUGAUUCAAUCAAUUCAAUUAUAUAUUCGUUCACUUAAUUUUAAAUAUCGAACUGAUCUUCGUUCAAAAGGUGUUAUUUAUGAAAAUUCUUAUGGACAAUUUGUCUCACCACAUAGAUUAAAAUUAACAGACAAAAAAGGUCAAACGAAAGAAAUAACUGGAAAAAAUAUUGUUAUAGCUGUUGGAGGAAGACCAAAAUAUCCAGAUAUUGAAGGUGAUCAAAAAUAUGGAAUUACAAGUGAUGAUUUAUUUUCUCUUGAAUAUGAUCCUGGAAAAACAAUUGUUGUUGGUGCAUCAUAUGUUGCACUUGAAUGUGCUGGAUUUUUACAUGGAAUUGGUCGUGAAGUUGAUAUAUUUGUUCGUUCAAUACUUCUUCGUGGUUUUGAUCAACAAAUGGCAACAAGAAUUGGAGAUUAUAUGUCAUCUAUUGGAAUUAAAUUUCAUCAUAAAACUAUUCCAACACGUUUAGAAUGUUUAGAACAAGGAAAACCAGGAAAAUUACGUCUUCAUUAUCGUGAAACACUUGAAUCAGGAGAAAUUUAUGAAUCGUAUCAAGAUUGUAAUACUGUUUUAUUUGCUAUUGGACGUGAAGCUUGUACUCAAGAUUUAAAUUUGGAUAAAAUUGGUAUUAAUAUUAAUAAAAUAAAUGGAUUUAAAAUAAAAACAAAAAAUGAACAAUCAAUUCAUGUUCCAUGGUUAUUUUCUAUUGGAGAUUGUAUUGAUGAACAAACUAUGCCUCAUGGAAAACCUUUAGAAUUAACACCAGUUGCUAUUCAAUCAGGUCAAUUAUUAGCUAGAAGAAUUUUUUCAAAUAGUAUUAUUAUGAUGGAUUAUUAUAAUGUUCCAACAACAGUUUUUACUCCUAUUGAAUAUGGUGCAAUUGGUUAUACUGAAGAAGAUGCUAUUACAAAAUUUACUCAAGAAAAUAUUGAAGUAUAUCAUAGUGAAUUUGUUCCAUUAGAAUGGUCAAUAUGUAAUCAUAGAGAAAAAGUUAAAACAAUGUCAUAUUGCAAAUUAAUUGUUGAUAAAAAUACAGGUCGUGUUAUUGGAUUUCAUAUUUUAUCUCCAAAUGCUGGUGAAAUAACUCAAGGUUAUGCUGUAGCAAUGAGACUUGGAGCUCGAAAAAAUGAUUUUGAUAUGACUGUAGGAAUUCAUCCAACAUGUUCAGAAAAUUUAACAACUGUAACAGUGACAAAAUCAUCAGGGGAUGCAGUUUCAAAAGAAGGUUGCUGA